AAAAAAAAAAAAAAAGGUCAGAGGGAGGGAUGAAGGGAGAGAAAAGAAGAUGUGUAAACGUUCCUCAAGAGAUUGUACAAGAAAUUUUGGUGAAGCUUCCGGUGAAAUCGCUGGCGAGAUUCAAAGCCGUAUCGAGAGAAUGGGGAGGAACCAUAGAAUCAAAGUAUUUCAUAGAGAAACACAAUCGGUAUCAGAAAUCUUUACAAGUAGGACAAGUGAGAAUCGUUUCAUUCUCAAAAGAAAAAAGAUACAAUGGUCUCGCUUUAAAAAAUAUGUUGGUUUCUGCAAGUGGAAUCAUACAUGUUUCUCCAUGUCUACCCAUUAGGGCUUUUAACCGGUUUGAUGGUUACAAAAUCUCUGAGCCUUGCGACGGUUUGAUUUGUCUCUAUACCUAUUCACGUAUAUUUAACCUUGUCAAUCCUGCCACCACUAGCCGCCGCAGAAUCCCUGAUCCAACCCCUCCUUAUUCUUUUAGCGGUAGGCAUGAGGUUUAUACUUUGCUAGGGAUCGGAAGAUCGAAUAGUGUGAGUCCAAGGUAUAAGAUAGUGUGGUUUUUCGAGUGUGAUAUCAAACGGGUGAAUAAAUCUACUAGGUGCAUGGUUUUUGCUCUUGACUCCAACACUUGGAGAUACGUAGAUCCACCUCAUUGUCGAGUUUACUAUCGUCAUUCUCUCAUACACUUGGAUGGAGUGAUGUAUUGCUUUGCCGACUACAUGGAAGAGCCAAGACUCUUUGAACAGGAUGUCAAACUACUAGCUUUUGAUCUUCACACAGAGACGUUUCGGAGCAUUUCAAUUACUCCGGAUAUCGGGUGUAAAUGCUGCCAUGAAUUAAGCAUGUGUGUUCUUAACUAUCGUAUAUGCAUCUUCAAGAGCUUUGUUGAUGAUCAGGACUGUUUUUUCAAGAUUUGGGGUCUAGACAUAGACAAGAGAUCAUGGGAAACCAUGUAUUCCAUAGAUUUGUCUUGUUUUCCGCCAGAAUUCAAAGUAGGGAAAAGAAUCAUCCCGAUGGCAACGAUCAACGAUUAUGUCAUCAUUUCAAGUUUUGAUCGUACCAUCUGGGUCCUCUACAGUUCCAAAAGCUGCAUCUUGUAUCACACGCCUUUUGCUUGUCACUUGGUCAUGUCUUAUUUUGAGACUCUAGUCUCCACUUACCAAUAAUUAUUAUGUUACUUACAGAAAAAUUUAAGGCCUGGACUUCCUACUCCCAUCUUGAGUAUUUCAUCGACAAACAUGUUGUUAGCUUUGGCUUAUCCCAUCUCAAGCAAGUUUGGUAAUCUUCUGGACCAUGGAGAUUUCAUACCUAGCUGGUUUCGUUUUCUCAUGAUUGUGGUUUCUCGUUUCGAUCUUUUCUUACUAUAUAGUUGAUUUCUUACCUUUGAUUCUUUGUAAAUAAACAUCUCAUCUUACGUCGGAUAUAAAAUUAUUUCAAAGGCAUUAUGUCAGUGACUCAAAAGUUUAUUACCAAAUUUGAUAUAGGAAACUCAGUCCGCAUUUGUGUCUGGAAAAUUAAUCUCUGAUAAUAUUUUUAUUGCUCUGGAGAUGUUUCACGGAUUCCGUACAAACAAUUCAUGCAAGCAUAAUUUUUUGGCAAUUAAGAGAGAUAUGAGUAAGGCUUAUGAUAGAGUCGAGUGGUCUUUUGUCAAGCGAUUACUUUUGAAGGUUUAUUUAUCGACUGGGUGACCCUGAUGAUGCAAUGUAUUUCUUCAAUUAAUUAUAAGGUCCUUUUACAUGGACAACCAAAAGGGCAUAUUGUUUUAGAGAGAG
Brassica napus (rape) is the source of this 1766-nucleotide messenger RNA. RefSeq names its product putative F-box protein At2g02030. NCBI's taxonomy places the organism in Eukaryota, Viridiplantae, Streptophyta, Magnoliopsida, Brassicales, Brassicaceae. The record is from RefSeq and is a predicted model, not a curated record. The coding region runs from base 30 to 1160 and encodes 376 amino acids. The transcript is spliced from 2 exons. Gene Ontology annotation, molecular function: protein binding.